This is a messenger RNA of Linum trigynum, 309 nucleotides long. The record is from the annotation of a GenBank genome assembly. NCBI's taxonomy places the organism in Eukaryota, Viridiplantae, Streptophyta, Magnoliopsida, Malpighiales, Linaceae.
AUGAUGAUGUACAGCCCCGGAUUGAGAAAGCGAGAAAGGGCGGGGGAAGACUCGGAGUCACAGCAACACGGACUUCCGCACCACACCGAGCAGGGACACGAUAUGCCUGGGCGUCCGCGCGCCUGGAGACUGCCCGCCGAGCACACGCAGACGAGACCUGAUGACGUAUGGGCGCCUAGGAGGAUUGCCAGGCGGUUCGGCGUUCGUCAACCCCUGGCACGAAGCAUCCUGAUGGAACCGGCGGGAACGACGAUUCCUCCAUUACCCAGUUACGAUGGGGUGGCCGACCUAGAGAAUCAUCUGAUGUAA